UAUGUUUGUCAAAUACCCGAUGUGGGACUAAAAGUGCUAUCUCUCAGUAACAAACGUAUCCUUAGAAAUGUGGAAAUUGCAACCCUAGUCCCUGAAUGAAUCUCUAAACAAAAAACCUCUGAUCGGUGAUUGAUAUAUCUGACAAUCACAACACACGAAGAUGGAGGAAACAGCCACUAGCGGCGGAGGCGGUGGUAUUCCAUGGUUGUGGGGUGUAGCCAGUGCUGCUCAAAUGGGAUUGGGUGUACGUUCCUACAUUAAGGGACACGCAGGUGAUUCUUGCCUCAUGCCUUUGAAAGCUUUCUCUGUUGCUUCUCUUUUUAUUGGCAGUGCCGCUUCCGCUUCUAUCUUCAUUCUUCAAGCUAAUGGCAUCCAUGGGGUGGAUGAUCUCAUUGAAGCCGGCGCCAAUUUAAGAGCCAAACUUGGGUUACAUCCACGCACAUCGAAUAAGAAUAUGGAUGAGUCAUAGCCAAAUUCUCAGGCACUACUUGUGCUAUUUCUUGGUGGUGUGGUUCCUUGGUGGUGAAGCAUUCACAACAUUCUGUGGUUUGGUUCAUCGAAAGGUUGAAGGUUUAAUGUGCAAUUCAACAAUAUGCUUAUUAGAAACGCUACAUCUAAUUGUCUUUUUCGAUGUUUUGCUCUCUUGUUGCAUACCUAGUAGUUUUGUGUAUGCAUCUUGUAAUACAUUGUCAUUAAUAAUGUUUUUCAUUUAUCUUACUCGGCUGCUGGCCGUCAGUUUUUGGCA
Messenger RNA from Trifolium pratense (red clover), 745 nucleotides. RefSeq lists its product as uncharacterized. The record is from RefSeq and is a predicted model, not a curated record. The transcript is spliced from 3 exons. Bases 161 to 469 code for a protein of 102 amino acids. Lineage: Eukaryota; Viridiplantae; Streptophyta; Magnoliopsida; Fabales; Fabaceae.